Molecule: messenger RNA, 219 nt
Organism: Dovyalis caffra
Lineage: Eukaryota; Viridiplantae; Streptophyta; Magnoliopsida; Malpighiales; Salicaceae
Source: the annotation of a GenBank genome assembly
AUGCGGUCCACAUGGGGACUCGUCCCAACAAUAAAGAAAGGAAAAGAUCGGAAAGGGAUAAGGAUCGAGACAAAAAUGUUUUUGCAAAUGAAAAAUGAUAUUGAUACUGCAAGUGCUUCAAACAAGGAUAUUAGCAUGACAACAUGCUCAAAUAUUGAAAAUAGGAUUGAUAAGGCAAAUGCUUCAAAUAUUCUGAACGAUCUGGCAGAUCUAGCAUAG